This is a messenger RNA of Cavenderia fasciculata, 471 nucleotides long. RefSeq lists its product as uncharacterized. Gene Ontology annotation, molecular function: carbon-sulfur lyase activity. The coding region runs from base 1 to 471 and encodes 156 amino acids. The record is from RefSeq and is a predicted model, not a curated record. The transcript has 3 exons. Lineage: Eukaryota; Evosea; Eumycetozoa; Acytosteliales; Cavenderiaceae.
AUGGAACCAGCACAAAAGCCAAUUGCCAACAGUAAGCCAGAAUUAUUCCCAGACACUGUUACCACUUAUCAUGGAAGUUGUCAUUGUGGAGCUGUAAAGUAUGAAGUUGAUUUGGAUUUAAAUCGUACUAAAUUGGGUAAAUGUAAUUGUUCGAUUUGUUCAAAGAUUAGAAUCCUUGGAACUAUUGUCAAGCCAGAUUGUUUUAGAAUCAUCCAAGGAAAGGAUAAUUUGACCGACUAUCAAUUUGGCACCAAGUCCAGCCACCAUACUUUCUGUAAGACCUGUGGUGUACAUCCAUUUGGUGAAGGUUUUAUCGAACAAAUUGGUGGUGCCUAUGUCGGUAUUGCCAUCAACUGUUUGGAUGACGUCACCGAAGAACAAAAAGAUUCAAUGUUUGUCUCCUAUUGCAACGAUGUGCUUUCCCUCAGUCUCUUUCAUAGCUUCGGUAAUAGAAUCGGUCAGUCGGUCUGA